ACACGAAAGCUUCCUCCUCGUCGUCCAGGGAAGACAGCAUAGUCCAGCCUGGAAGACCACAGCUAGAGAGCUCACAAUGUGACGCGAGCUUAUGAGACUCCAUCUUGAAAGGUUCCGUAAACCAACAGGGCACUUGGUUAGCAGGCACGCGGGGUAUAUAUGUGCUGUCGCCGGUGGGGGAUGCAGCUAUGCCCGUAGCCAAGGGACCGCUUCCCAGCAAGGCCCGGCUUAGGGCCUUCUUGGGGCCUUUGGGACCUGUGAGGCAGAGGAAGGCUGUGCAAAUCGGCACUCACUUCACGCAAUGUACGGUUGUGGAUGACUGGGGCAAUUUAAAACGGAGGUAUUAUCAUUAUUAUUACUAUUAUUAUUAUUAUUAUGGCUCUAACGGGCCGCUGGAAAGCGCAUGGAGCGGGAUCCCUAUCGGCUCCUCAUCGACACCAAUGGAUCAUCUGGAUCCCGAUUUCCGCAGUGAGUCUCUUCCUUGUUUUCGGCUACUUCGCUCUCAAUCGAGAGCUCAGUCUGAGCUUAACAGGGAAUGCCGAGGGGUGUCAACAACAAGAAGUCCUCCGCUCUCUGCGCAGCCACAGCGUGCAGAGCAUCUUGUCAGAGUACUUGUCCCGCGGCCAAAAUGGGGACACGGUCAUGGGCGAUCCCGAUGGAUUGAACAGAUUGACUCAUCAGCUGGCAGAGGCCUUGUCAGGGCAUGAAGUGCAGACCGACACCAACAACAAGAGCAACGACAAGAACAAGAAGAAGAACAACGAUGAUGAUAAUGAUGAUGAUGACGACAACAAGAAGACGAACAACGACAAUGCACGUGAAAUGGCUGCUCUGCAGGUGGGACGUGUCGAUCCUCAUGUGGGCUCACGUGAGGAUGCAAAUGUCGACUCAGAGGGGAAAGGAGGAGGAGUAGGAGUAGGAGUAGGAGGAGGAGGAGGAGGAGGAGGAGGAAGAAGCUGGUUGGGCAAUCGAUUAGUACGUGUAUAUAUGUAUGAUCUGCCGCGGAAGUUCACAUACGGAGUGAUAGAGUCGUACUGGCGAUCCAGGAACCUGUUGAGUUCAGCAAGUGAGGAGGAGGUUGGCAAGGCAGUGGAGUAUCCACGUCAUCAGCACAGUGCAGAGUGGUGGCUAUUUUUAGAUAUGAUGGGGAGAAAGAGAGAGGGAGGGGGGUGGAAACCGCAAUCGAGUGCGGUGAGGGUGUUUGAUCCUGAUGCCGCCGAUGUGUUCUUUGUGCCGUUCUUCUCCUCUCUCAGCUUGCUCGUGCGAAGCUGGAACGGCUCCCUGCGCAGUGGAGGAGGAUGGAAGUACACGGUGACGCUCCAGCGGGAGCUUUUACACUGGUUAGACCAGCAACCCACGUGGCAUAGACACUUGGGCCGGGACCACGUGUUCGUUGCCCAGGAUCCCAAUGCGCUGGACGUUGUCCGACCAGCCAUUCGGCGAUCAAUCAUGAUGAUUUCGGACUUCGGUCGCAUGAGUCCCGACGAGGGCAACCUCGUCAAAGAUGUUGUUAUCCCAUACGCUCAUCGUAUUCCAACCUAUGAUGAGAGAGAACCGGAGAUGGAGAGAACGACUCUGCUCUUCUUCAGUGGAACUCGCUUUCGCAAGGAUGGAGGUCGCAUCCGUGAUUUUCUGUUUAAAGUGCUACACAACGAAACAGGGGUAAUAAUGGCUGAAGGACUUCCAACAAAUGAAGGAACACAGUAUGCAAGGACACAGAUGAGGACCUCAAAGUUUUGUUUGCAUCCUGCUGGCGACACACCAUCUGCUUGUCGGCUGUUCGAUGCGAUUGUCAAUUUGUGUGUGCCGGUCGUUGUCAGCGAUGGGAUAGAGCUCCCAUUUGAGAAUGAGCUUGAUUACAGUGAAUUCUGUAUCUUCAUAUCCUCUGAAAAGGCAGUGAAGCAUGGUGCGAUUGUCAAGAUUCUAAGAGCUGUCAAGCCGGCUCAGCUUCUGAAGUUCCGGAAGAAGUUAUGGGAGAUACUGCUCGAAAAUCAAAGCAUCACAGAUCAGAAUGGAACACCGCUGGUAGCAGAUGGAAUGGCAGGAUCCUUCGGACAAGCCUGGAUCAGGCGGGGGGUCGUUCGAAUCGAGGACCUAUGGUCCACAACUCUUGGCAGCUGGAAGCCGCUUGGGGAAGUAAAGGAGAUCCUGAGAGGACUGCAGAGGGUAGAGGAACAUUGGAGACAGGUCAUAGAGGCAAUUCCACAUGACUGGUUGAAUCUGUUGGGCCCGUUGGGAGUCGACCCCACGGGUACGUGGUACAUCUCGGAUCAGGAGUUGGAGGGCAAUGUCCUGUCACCUGUGGAAGGUAGCAACUCUACUGUCCGCAAGCAAAGUGGAGUCUUUGCUGUCUUCAAGGACAGGAAGUCUAUCUCGUCUUUUGGUUCUGCGGCAUGUUCGGGCAAUGCUGCCGGUAGCCUCCUCAAGGGCAGUCCGGGCUUAUUACACUGUUGGUCAAAGGUGGAAACUCCACCUUCUCCAAACUCCUGUCCAAAAAAUAACAAUGUGUCUGGUAAUUCCCUGAUUCAUAUUCUACUAUUCCUGAAUCCUUCUGGUGCUCUGUGAGCCCCCUCUCAAAUGGGGGUACGUUCUGAGUCUUCCGAACCCCGAAGGAUAAAAAUUAAAUAGAGCAUUAAUGUCCUCUCGGCUCUGUGGAAUACGAUCUUGAUAGGAGUUUCACUGCAUAAAAUAGAAUCUUGUCGACGACUCGACGCCAUAUCGUUUACUUGUUACGUCAAUAAGUGGCUGCAGUUCUCUACGGCCUGUCAAUGAGUGUUCUUUUUCUUUUUUGGAAUUUGGAGGAUCUAUUAUUUUACUGUUACUGACUGGCAUGUAUGGAAUUUACUGUUCGAUGGACGAUGGAUUGUGCCGGAGAGUCCCCCCGUGUCAGGAAAACCUGAGGGUCAGUUCACCUCACGCCACUCACAAGCCAACAAGGCACAUACAAUAGGUGGAGGUUGCUCGGGUGUUUAGAAGGCUCGGAGGGCUGCAGGGUAUAUGCUUCCGCGAAAACGACCGGUCUCGUCGAGGCAAGAAGAUGUGAUAUGAACAAGGCACAUACAAGAGGAGGAGGUUGCGCGGGCGUUUAGAAGACUCGAAGGGCUGCAGGGUAUAUGCUUCCGCGAAAAUGACUGCUCUCUUCGAGGCAAGAAGAGGUGAUAUGAACAAGGCACAUAAAAGAGGAGGAGGUCGCUCUGGUGUUUAGAAGACUCGAAGCGCUGCAGGGUAUAUGCUUCCCUGAAAGCGACCGCUCUUCGAGCCAAGAAAAGGCAAUUAUUAAAACGCCCCCAGACUUGGUUGCCUGAUUGUCGUGGUGGGUAGCGACUUGUCCUUCACCAGUUCAUUGCCCGGCUCUCUUGAACUUGGGUAGGCAAGAAACCGCCUCUCUGAGGUGGCGGAGUACAUGUUUUUGAGAGCGCCAUUUUAUCGA
Molecule: messenger RNA, 3430 nt
Organism: Chara braunii
Lineage: Eukaryota; Viridiplantae; Streptophyta; Charophyceae; Charales; Characeae
Source: the annotation of a GenBank genome assembly